AGACCUGCUACGACAACGGCCGCUACUACCAGAUCAACCAGCAGUGGGAGCGCAUCUACCUGGGGAACACGCUCGUCUGUACCUGCUACGGCGGGAGCAGGGGCUUCAACUGCGAGAGCAAGCCCGAGCCUGAAGAAACUUGCUUUGACAAAUACACUGGAUCCACCUACCGAGUAGGGGAGACAUAUGAGCGCCCCAAGGAUUCCAUGAUCUGGGACUGUACUUGCAUUGGAGCUGGACGUGGGAGAAUCAGCUGCACCAUUGCCAACCGCUGCCAUGAGGGCGGCCAGUCCUACAAGAUCGGCGAUACCUGGCGGCGGCCCCACGAGACGGGCGGCUACAUGCUGGAGUGCGUCUGCCUGGGCAACGGCAAGGGCGAGUGGACUUGCAAGCCCGUCGCCGAGCGCUGCUACGACAACGCGGCCGGGACGUCCUACGUGGUGGGCGAGACCUGGGAGAAGCCCUACCAGGGCUGGAUGAUGGUGGACUGCACCUGCCUGGGCGAGGGCAGCGGCCGCAUCACCUGCACCUCCAGAAAUAGGUGCAAUGACCAUGACACCAAGACUUCCUACAGAAUUGGAGACACCUGGAGCAAGAAGGAUAAUCGUGGAAAUUUGCUUCAGUGCAUCUGUACUGGUAAUGGCAGAGGUGAAUGGAAGUGUGAGAGACAUACAUCCCUGCACACUACUAGCACUGGUUCUGGCUCUCCGAGCUUUACAAAUUUGCAGACUGCUUUGUACCAGCCACAACCUCAACAGCCCCAGCCUCAGCCAUAUGGUCAGUGCAUCACAGAUAACGGAGUGGUCUACACCGUGGGGAUGCAGUGGCUCAAGACACAGGGAAGCCAGCAAAUGCUCUGCACCUGCCUGGGCAAUGGAGUCAGCUGCCGGGAAAUAGCUGCAACUCAGACAUAUGGUGGCAAUUCUGAUGGAGAAGCCUGUGUUUUGCCUUUCACCUAUGAUGGGAGGACUUUCUACUCCUGCACCACUGAAGGCCGUACAGAUGGGCACCUCUGGUGCAGCACCACCUCCAACUUUGAGCAAGACAGGAGAUACUCCUUCUGUACAGAGCAGAAUGUUUUGGUCCAGACACGGGGUGGCAACUCCAAUGGUGCAUUGUGCCACUUCCCUUUCCUGUAUAACAACCGCAACUACACUGAUUGUACUUCUGAGGGACGGAGAGACAACAUGAAGUGGUGUGGAACCACCGAGAACUAUGAUGCUGACCAGAAAUUUGGUUUCUGCCCCAUGGCUGGUAAGACCAUAAAUAGAUUAUGGAGUAUUUAUAAGGAGUCGUGA
Molecule: messenger RNA, 1298 nt
Organism: Tinamus guttatus (white-throated tinamou)
Lineage: Eukaryota; Metazoa; Chordata; Aves; Tinamiformes; Tinamidae
Source: RefSeq, a predicted model, not a curated record